Molecule: messenger RNA, 1028 nt
Organism: Caenorhabditis elegans
Lineage: Eukaryota; Metazoa; Nematoda; Chromadorea; Rhabditida; Rhabditidae
Gene: sri-66
Product: G protein-coupled receptor
Exons: 4
Coding region: 45-1028 (327 amino acids)
Source: RefSeq, marked reviewed
AAUUUUCUCACUAUUUUUUCAUUCAACCGAUUUGUGCUCCCAAAAUGUAUAACAUCGAUUUUACCGAGCCUCACUGGUUGAUCAAUAGUUAUCACGCUGUCGGUUUAUUUUCACUGGUUUUCAACUUGCUCGCUAUUUAUCUGCUAUUUUUUGAAAUUAACGAUCUUGGCACGUUUCGAUACAACUUGCUGAUUUUUCAGAUGGCGAGCUUGCUUACUGACCUCAGUAUUACAACCCUUUCAACUAUUGUUCCAUUGUAUCCGUUGAAUGCCGUCACAACCUUCGGAAUUCUUUCUACGUGGUUCGGUGUGUCAUCCCACUUUUGUUUCGUUUUUUCUGGAGGGUGUUCGCAUCUGGAAAAUGUGACCUUACUUUUGUGCUUCUUCAAGAAACAUCAAGCAAUCGCAACUAUAAUUGAUGUUCACGUUGUUCCAAAGUUUCUUGGAUUCGCCUGUUACCUGCUAGUGCUAGUGCUUGCUUCGAUUCCUCUCGUUGGAUUGUCUCUCUUAUCUGUCUCGCGAGAUGAGCAGCUGAUUUAUAUUAACAUGACUUCACCAGAAUACUAUUCAAGCUUUGCAAGCCUUGAACAAUUUGCCGUCUGGAGAGAAUCCUGGGCUUUGCUUGGAGUUUAUAUAAUUGCACUUUGUGAAAUGUCAACACUCGCCGGCCUCCUUGUAUUCUUCAAUUUGGAUCUUGUUCGCAUGAUGGUUAAAUUGAGAUCUAAAGUCUCCAAUUUGAACUUCCAAAAGCAUCGAGAAGCGAUUCAAAGUCUAUUCAUUCAAACUCUCGUCUCCCUGAUCUGUUCAACAUCGCCCUGUAUACUUGGAUUCUCAGUGAUGACCAAAAUGGAAAACGCGCAGAUUAUAAGUGAACUGUGCCUUCUGGGGUUCGCUUGUCAUUCGCCGGUCAACGUGAUCUCAUUGCUCAUAUUUUCCCCGCCAUAUCGCAGAUUUUUGGAGAAACUUUUUCGAAGAGGUAACCGUCAACUCAUCGUUCAUCCGCAUUCGCAGAGUGGAGUAAACCAAUAA